AUGGAUCUAAUUGACCAACCCAAAGAGAAAUUCUUUGAAUGCAGUCAUCAAGAACAGUCCCUCCAUCAUAAGCAAGCCUUUAGUAAAUGUCAGAACAUCCAAGCUUGGGAGAAACUCCAUGAAUGUACUGAAUGUGGAAAAAUGUUUAUGAAAGCAAAGCUUAUUGUACAUCAAAGGACUCAUACUGGAGAAAAGCCUUAUGAAUGCUAUGAAUGUGUAAAAAAAGCCUUCAGUCAGAAGUCAGCACUUAUAGCCUACAGCAGAACUCAUACAGGUGAGAAGCCCUAUGAAUGCAAAUGCAGGAAAGCCUUUAUCCAAAAGUCAACUCUAAUUUACCAUCAGAAAACUCCUAUAGAACAGAAAGUGUUUGCCUGUGGUGAGUGUGCAAAAGCCUUUAAGAGUUCUUAUCACCUUAUUAGACAUGAAAGAACACACAUCAGACAAGCAUUUUAUAAAGUCAUCAAGUCUGUUAUGUCCAGGAUUAUGUAUGAAAGGAUUCAGGUGGGUGGGAAACUUGAGUGCAGUCAAUAUGAAAUAGUCUUUGAUGAGAAUGAUGCUAAGCCCACCCCCGUUAAACAUCACAUAAUUCACACAAAAAUGAAGCCUUAUGAAUGCAGUAAAUGAGGGAAAAGCUUUAGGGGAAAGUCAUAACUCUCUGCUUACCAGAGAAUUCAUACAGGAGAAAAACCCUAUGAAUGUAUCAUAUAUGGGAAGACUUUCAGUGGAAAGCCACUCUCUGUCCAUUGUCAUACUCAUACAGGAGAGAAACCCUGUGAAUGGAGAUGUGAGAAAAGCUUUCAUGAGAAGUCAACCUUUAUUGUACAUCAAAGAACCCACCCAGAAGAGAAGCCCUGUAAAUGCAGUGAUGGGAAUGCCUUCUGUGAGAAGUCAUCACUGGUUAAAGAUCAGAGAAUUCAUACAGGAGAGAGGCCCUAUGAUGAUGAUGGAAAAGCCUUCAGUAAGAAAUCAACUCUCAUUAAACAUCAGAGGACUCAUACAGGAGAAAAUUACAAAUAUAGUGAAUGUGGUAAAGCCUUCAGUGUGAGAUCAGCUCUCAUUGUACAUCACAGAACUCGUACAGGAGAGAAGCCCUAUGAGUGAGACUGUGGAAAAACCUUUAGUAGGAAGUCAACUCUCAUUAAACAUCAGCUAAGUCAUGCAGGAGAUAUAACCUAUGAAUACUUGAGAGUUAGAUAG
Molecule: messenger RNA, 1197 nt
Organism: Heterocephalus glaber (naked mole-rat)
Lineage: Eukaryota; Metazoa; Chordata; Mammalia; Rodentia; Bathyergidae
Source: RefSeq, a predicted model, not a curated record